Messenger RNA from Haliaeetus leucocephalus (bald eagle), 9943 nucleotides. RefSeq names its product WDFY family member 4 (gene WDFY4). The transcript has 61 exons. Gene Ontology annotation, molecular function: protein binding. The coding region runs from base 1 to 9621 and encodes 3206 amino acids. The record is from RefSeq and is a predicted model, not a curated record. NCBI's taxonomy places the organism in Eukaryota, Metazoa, Chordata, Aves, Accipitriformes, Accipitridae.
AUGGACAAAGCAGCUGAACUCACGUGGCAGUGGGAGGAUUCACCUGGCAAAACAGAACAGCAAGAGCAAAGCCCUGAUGAUGGAGACAAAGCAGAAGUGCCAGGACAGCCUGCACACAGCAAGGACAAGCCACCCCAGAGCCAUACCCUCCAGUGGGAGACUCUAGGCAGACAAUUUGUAGAGUAUGAGCAGGUGGCUCAAUUUCUUAUCCCAGAGGAGCAACAGAGAAGGCUGCUUGACUUUCUUCCCCCCUUCUUAAAGGCCUGGGAACAGUCUGCUGGAGCAAUUGUAUUCCCCAACAUUCAGCUGUUAGCCAGUGAGGUUUCCAAGCUUCUGACAAAAGAAAUUAAGAGGAAUCUCAAUGGCAAACCUGCAGAGGAAGCUCGUCUGGCUUUGGAGCAAUUGCUACAACAGAAAGGGGAAGCAGAAAAUGGCCGUUUGCUCCUGAAAUCAGUGUAUGUGCUCUCACAGACUGACUUGAGGACUAUGUGGAACAUCAUUGGAUCUGGCCUUCCAGCUGCUCUGAUGCAGUGCCUGUACCUUUUCUUUACUUUUCCUCUGAAGAAAACCAGUGAUGAUGGAGAGGCAAGUGAGGAUGACACCCAAACUCAGGAAAUGCUUGUUAAGAUAAUGCUUAACAUGUACAGAGAGGAACAAGGUGUAGAGGAACUUCUGGCAGCUGAUAAGCUUCAGUCAUUAAUCAUAGCAACUGCUUCCCUCUGGGACCAGUGUAGCCACUCGUGGAAAGUACCUACAGGCCGUGUGCUGAGAACAAUUUCAAAGGCUCAGACCAAAACCAGCAUUGUGUACCUGCAAGCUGUGGACUGCAUUAAAAUAGCUAUUCAGAAUCUCUUUAAACUGGCUGAUACCCUACCUGCUUGUGAUGUGUGUGAAGCUGCUAGUAUUGUCUUGUGCUUUGUGAAAGAUUCCUAUCCCAUAUCAUCAGCUUUAUUAACAGAGUUUGAAGAUAAUGAUGGCUACCAACUCCUGCUAAAAAUUUUACUCAGAUGUGAGGGCUUGCAGCAAAAUGAAGGAGACCCCUAUCUGGAUGAGAUCUUGGACAUGCUGACUUGUCUUACAACCUGUGGAAAAACUGAACUGAAAGUUUCUGGCAAUAUUGUACACCCACAAUUACCACACUUCGAUUUCGAACGGACACGGUCUUCUGGAAUGACAGUGAAAAACCUCCAGGCUUUUCAGGUGUUGCAGUCCAUUUUCCAGAAAAGUAAUGAUCAGUACCUGUGCGGAAGAGUCUUGGCAGCAAUUGGUACCAUAUGGGCCUGGGACACAGUAAACUUCUUUCUUCUGGAAUGGACACUACAACCUAUCAACCAGUUUACUGACAUAAUCCAUUUCAAACCACACCCAGUCCAAGUCCAGUUCUUCAGACUGGUGGAGUCCAUAGUGCUAGACCUCUCCUAUGUCCCUCAUGAAAUUUUGAAGAAGGUUCAGUAUUUGAUAAAGGAAAACAUAGCACCAUUCUGCACAUUAACAGCUCUUCGGUGCCUUCUCAACAUGACCAGGAAGGACCUGUUAUUCAGUGACAUAUUCCGUGACUCUGGGCUCUUAGGCCUACUGCUGGCACUUUUGAGGAAGCAAGCCAAGAUCCUAAGGAAGUCAGCUGGAACCCAUCUGCCUGGUCUGGAAGAAGGCACUGAGAAGGAAUUAAAUGCUGUAAUGCUGAAGAUGGUGGCUGCCCUUACAGUGAGGUCUGUGAGGAACACUGUUGUUCUGAAGGACUAUGGAAUGGUGCCAUAUAUCAAGAUAUUUUUGGAUGAUGAGUGCUACAGGAGUGCUACUCUCAGCAUCUUGGAGCAGCUAUCAGUCAUCAAUUAUGAAGAAUAUAUGAGCAUUAUCAUUGGGGCCCUCUGUUCUUCUACUCAAGGGGAACUACAUCUGAAACUUGAUCUGCUGAAGUCACUCCUAAGGAUACUGGAGAGUCGCAAGAGCCAUUCAGCUUUCAGAACCUGCAGUGGAUUCAAUGGACUCUUGUCCCUUCUCUCAGAUAUGGAAGGUGCAUUGCAGGACCCUCCAUCUGGGCUGUGGACAGCAGUUGGGCAGAAUUGCAUAUUGGAGCUUGUUUUCUACACACUUCAGGGGAUAUCAGCAGCCCUGCACCUGGACCCUGCCAACAGCUACUUCUUCCAGAGGAAUGGUCUCUUUGAAAAGAUGGCAGAGGAUCUCGGGUCACUUGGAUGCUUCUGGACACAAGGGGAAUGGCAAAUCCCUGUGACCCUUGAGAAGACAAGGACCUUUGCAGAAUUCUUGGAUGCAGCUUUCUGUUCUUCAGAACCUUUCCCAAUGUGGCUAAAGAACUGCAUAUGGAUUCUGAAUUUUCUUGAUCACAUGGUCAAAGGAACCCUCCAUCUGAAGAGCUACUUCAAGGAGAGAAAGCCAGAGAUGGGAGAGGGAGAGGCAUCAAGAGAUGAUCAGGAGGGACCCCAAGCUCAAGAAGAGCAUCCUGCUGUUUUCAAAAGACCAGGCAACAAAUUACGUGCCUCUGCCUACAGGCAAUGGGGAAACCCUGAAGAGAAGUGGGAAAUGGGUGACUGCGCCAUUGUAAAUCCAGGUGCUGUCUGUGUUAUGGUGAGGUUGCUGCCAAAGCUGUACAAAAAGGGACACUCUCAGCUUUCACAGGAAAUCCAAUGUGCUGUGGUCGAUCAUAUUCAGUUCCUGGUGAAGUCAGAGAAGAGUCGCCAGGUGAUGUGCGGAUCUGGUUUGCUGAGUACUGUCAUAACUUCCUGUCAGGAUGCCUUCUGCAAUAAGAGCCAUCCACUGCAUCUGCCCCUCACUAGAGUGUUUGAGAAGCUUGCAUCACAGGCUAUUGAGCCAGAUGUGUUAAGGCGAUUUCUUUGGUUGGGAGGUGCUCCACCACUACCUUCCAGGCCCAGCACAAACAAGACUGAGGUCCUUUCAUGUCAGGGGAGUGAUUCAGCUUGGAAUGAAGGUUCAGAAGAGGACAUGGUGGACAAUAAAACUGAUCCUCAGACAGUUGUGCCUGUCAGCAGCUCUCCUUGGGUGUCUAAGGGAUCUGCAUUGGCACUCCAGACUGCAAUGAGUCUCAUUUCCAUGACGUCACCUCGAAACUUCCAGCUCCGCAGCAAUGCUUUGGCUCCAUCGUUUGUGGAGUUUGACAUGUCCAUGGAAGGAUACGGGUGUUUAUACCUCCCUACCUUGGCCACUCUCAUGGGACCCAGCGCAGAGCAGUCUGUCUCAGGAGGAAUUGGCAUGGGCACCAGAAUGUUCCCUCCCUCAGGUGGCCUGACACUCUCCUGCUGGUUUCUGGUUAGCAAGUUUGGUUUGGUGCACAACAGUCACCCACUCCGUUUCCUCACGGUCGUGAGGCACAUGUCAAGAACAGAGCAAGAAUUUGUUUGCUUUUCAGUAAACUUCUUCCCACAGGACCUUUCUUUGGUAAUUUCCACGGAAGAAGUGGAAUUCCAGCCGCUUGAUAUCAUGGAACCUGAGGGUGAGAUCAUAAAUCCCUCCCCAUUUCCAGGGCAAGUCCAGUUUGGCUGUGGCAAGCUGCUGGUCACUGGCCAGUGGCAUCAUCUCACAGUGACAGUUGCUAAGGAAGCAAAGAAGAACUGCAUUGUGUCAGCUUAUAUAAAUGGUCAGAUGCUUGGCUCUGCAAAGAUGCAGUAUCUCCAGCCCUUACCAGGUAGCUGUAUUUCCAUGGAACCCUCUUCCUUUAUUGAUGUCUAUGGGUACAUAGCUACUCCUCGAAUUUGGAAACAGAAGUCCUCCUUGACCUGGCGCCUUGGUCCUACAUACUUGUUUGAAGAAGCCAUCUCUGUGGAAACCAUGGAGGUGAUUAAUAAGCUUGGCCCACAGUAUUGUAGCAAUUUCCAAGCAGUACAGCUUCAAGGUGAGGAGCAGUACAGCGAUCAUAAUCGUACACCUCUGGUGGCAGAAGAGAAGAUUUCUUUUGGAAUCAAUGCCAUGUGUUCAUCUCUCACUACAGUCCAAGAUAUAAAGAGCUCCUACAAUGAAGUGGAUGGCCGACUGAUUGCCAAAGAGAUUGGGAUUAGCUCUCGGGACAGUUCAACUCCAAUAUUCCUAGCUAAGAAUAUUGCUGGACACCUCUCAGGUUCCUUGCGGACUAUUGGGUCAGUUGCUGUGGGCCAAUACGGGGUAAGAGUGUUCCAGUCUUCUCCGGCAGCUACUAGCCUGAACUUUAUUGGAGGUCCUGCCAUUCUGCUGGGUCUCAUUGCUAUGGCCCGUGAUGACCACACCAUGUAUGCAGCUGUCAAAGUCCUGAACUCCAUCCUGAACAGUAGCCCAAUGAGUGAAAAAUUGAUGAGGCACAUGCAUGGAUACCAGUUGCUGACCUAUCUAUUGAAGAGGAAGACACAGCUGUUAAACAACAGGAUUUUACAGUUAAUGUUUUCCCUAGUGGGCACAGCUGAGCUUGGCUUUGAGUCUUCAGUCAUAAAAAAUUACAGUGCAUUCGAGUAUGUUCUCUGCAACUUUGAGCUUUGGAUGAAAGCACCAGAAAAUCUUGACCUUGCUCUUUUUUCACAUCUUGUGGAGAUCUUGCAGUCCUCCAGAGAUGGAUGUCAGAAUGCUGCAGUUGCCUACCAGGUGCAAAUGGUGCCCAAGCUCAUUUUCCUCUUCAAUGACCCUGAAAUCAGUAACUCCAGGAUCACUGUGGCCUGCACUAUUCUCUCCCAUCUGUUGCAAGGGUACUUUAACACAAGAGAUGUUCUCAGGAUUGGAUUGUUCCUUGUUUACACUUUGAAACCUUCUUCUGUGGAUGAAAAUCAGAUUUGCCUGGAUGGUGUGGCUGAGAUGCCCAGUGAAGCCUUAAGCCAAACAUCUGGAAAGACAAUCUGGCUUCGAAACCAGUUACUGAAGACGCUGUUAGAUGUAAUGCUCUCAGACAAACUUCAUUUGUCCUCUGAGGAGCAGGAAGAGACAUUUUUGGUGCUGGGAUCAGACUGGUUUCUGCUGUUCACACAGAGCUAUGUGCACUCUAGCACAGUUGUGCUAGGAAUCAAGCUACUUCUGUGCUUCCUCCAGAACCGUUUGCUGCUGAACAAAUUCAAGGAGGGGAUAGUGGCUGGGCGCUGGCUGGAAAACAGCUCUGUGGGGUUGAGUAUUCUAAUGGAUAAUUUAAAAACUGAUCCUCCAGUGCCUGACAAUGGCUCCUUCUUGAUUUUUGGGUUUUCUGUGUUGCAAAGAUGUCUGACUGAUCAUGUCCACAUCCCUGAGAUCUACUUGCUUGUGGCAGGGCUCUUUCUGGCAACUCCACAGUCUGAACCACCUGAAGCAGCCAAGAAAGAUCUUGAGUCUAUGUUGCAGUGGAUCUUGCAGCACCACCUUAAGGAGAAUGUCCUCAAAAUUGGGUUGUGUGCAGAGGCAGCUGCUUUACUGCUGGAAAUGGUUAGAGUCACUGUGGACAAGCCUAUUGCAGAUGCAGAAGCCUCCUGGGAGAUUGCCUAUCCAGGGAACGUUAUCCAGUUUCUGUGCUUGGUCUAUCACAGUUAUACUCAAGACCCUGUGUGGCACUGUCCUGACUUCUUGAAAACUUUGGCUAUGGUUGCUUUCCAUUCUGGACCACCCAAGGUAUGUCCAUCUGGGCCAGGACAAGCCCUUCAGAUCAGAGAUGCCAUUGCUGAAGGGAAAGGCUGUGUUGAUGCCUCCUCUCUCCUGCUCCUACCACACCCUGCCAAGAAACAAGUGUGGGAUUUUGUGCGAGUCCUCCUGAUGGACAGUCUUCUCAGCAUCCCAGCAAACAAACAAGGGCAUCCACUUGAGCUGAUUCUUGAGGCUUCUCCAGAGGAUGCCACCAGUGAGCAGAAGAGACAUUUUCAGACAAAAGUUUUGCUGUCUGCUAUGGACAUCUUCAGUGUUACUAGCCAAGGCGAGGGGAAAACAAGACCAAGAGGGACCAGUGAUCCUCAUGGCACUUCAGAAUCAACUGCAUCUGUAUCCAUGAUGAAUAUUGCUUAUUUUGCUCAGAAGCUGGUUGAGAAGCUGAACAGCAGAAUGUUUGCUGCUGACCCCAAGCAAAUCCUGAUCUUCACUUCCAAACAGAUUAUGGGGGUCUUAGAAAGCUCCGUUUCUCAAAAGGAAGUUUUCCUCGGUGCCCUGUACAGCUGUCUAAACAGAGCCAUCCUAUACUGCCUAUCCAGACCACAACAAUCGCUGCCUGAACAGUUUAACAUCCUGAACACUCUCAAUGUCCUACAGGAGCAGUGGGACAUUAUUUUUGCAAAUUACAACUCAAAUAACAAUUUUGUCGUCUGCCUAAUGUACUGCCUUUGCCAACUGAAUUUGGGCAGCUGUUCAGAAGGUUUUGGGGUGGAUGCAAAACCAAAGCUGGCUUCGUAUCAUCAAAUUUUUCUUGUACCCAGUGAAGAGGAAAAGGGCAGUCUGCCUACUCCUGAUGAUGUCCAUCAGGAGAUUCUGAGAACAGUAGAAAUCAUCUGGAAGCAGCUCAUUACUCAGAGGCGGCAGGCUUUGGAGGACACUUACAAGAUGGAUCUUUCUGUAAAAGGAAAUGACAAAGAAAGGGACAUGAAGAUAACAGAGAUCACUCCUUUAUGGGAAGAAAUUAUGACAAAAGCUUGGCAGCACUUGAUAGCAUCUGAAAAGAAGCUUCUCCAGAAUAAAGCGGGGCCAGGCCCAUCACAGAGCAAGCACAAUUCCUGGAGUGAAAGCCUGUCUUCAGCUAUCAGGUUGAUGCCUGGCCGAAACACAAAGGAAAUGACAUGCAAAUCUCAGGGAUUUGUGUCAUGUAUGGAACAGUACCGAAGAAUUGGGCAGGAGCUGUAUGCCUCUUUGUACAAGAACCAUGUACAGAUGUUGCAGUGUGGUUACAGCAAAGCAGCCAAGGACUGGAUGAUACUUGAGGAGCAACUUUUCUACAGAAGAGGCCUGUGGAGAUAUGCAGCACGAUCCUUAGAGCCACGAUGGAUUCUUGAUUGUUAUGAAGGGCCUUCGCGAAUGAGGAGGAGGAUUCAACGUGUGAACACCCGAGUGGCAACUAUGCGAAUGAAGAGUGAGGUAGAAAGCUUUUGCAGGAGGUGCACAAUUUCUAGGGUGGACACAAACAGCCAAAGAGAACUGGAGUUAAAUGGAGCAGAAAGGGAGAUGGAUAAGAAGGGAUUGGAUUGCAACCAGCUAACGUUCUUCCCUGCACUACACGAAAGUUUCCAUUCAGAAGACUUCUUGGAACUGUGUGUGGAGAGACAAAUUAUACUGCAGGAGUUUGCAGAGAGUGAAAAGGUCACAUUCAAGUGCUCUGUGGCAGUUGUGCAGGGGCAUGCGGCAUUGGAAGGAGUGCUGCUUUUCGGCAAGGAGCACUUUUACAUUUGUGAGUGCUUUGUGUUAUCUCCUCUAGAAGAAGUCUACUGUACACGUCACUGCUUGUCCAGCAUCAGUGAUACAUUUAUUUUCAACUUAUGUCAUAAAGAUCAUGCUGUGGGAGACCAGAUGUGUUCCCGUUAUUCGUAUCAUGAUAUAAAAGAGAUUCACCUGAUGCGCUUUCUUCUGCAGGAGAUUGCCUUGGAAAUAUGCUUCAAAAAUGGUUACUCCAGAUUUCUUGUCUUCCAUGACAGCGACAGAAAUAAGAUAUUUAAGAGAUUUUGCUCUUUCCAACCUGCUUUGAAGUCGAAGGGGAUAACAGAAGAGUCUUUGAAUAUAAGGAAACACUCAGGAGGGGAAAAGACAAUGCUCCAGAAGUGGCAGAAAAGGGAGAUCAGCAAUUUUGAUUACCUCAUGUACCUGAACACAUUGGCUGGCCGCAGCUACAAUGAUUACAUGCAGUAUCCUGUUUUUCCAUGGGUCCUCGCUGACUAUCACUCAGAGACUCUAAACCUUACUAAUCCUCAUACAUUUCGGGACCUGUCAAAACCCAUGGGAGCACAGACUGUGGAGAGGAAACGCAAGUUCAUCCAGCGCUACAAUGAGGUAGAAAAGAGUGAGGGAGACCUGUCAGCCCAGUGCCAUUACUGUACUCACUAUUCAUCAGCAAUUAUAGUGGCAUCUUACCUGGUCCGAAUGGAGCCAUUUACCCAGACCUUCUGUUCUCUGCAGGGCGGGAGUUUUGAUGUUGCAGACAGGAUGUUUCACAGUGUAAAGAGCACGUGGGAAUCAGCAUCAAGGGACAACAUGAGUGAUGUCAGGGAACUCAUCCCUGAAUUCUUCUACUUGCCAGAGUUCCUAACUAAUGCAAAUAACUUUGAACUUGGCUGCAUGCAGGAUGGAACAGUGCUGGGAGAUGUGCAGCUUCCUCCUUGGGCAGAUGGGGACCCCCAUAAAUUCAUUCUCCUGCACAGACAGGCACUGGAAAGUGACUAUGUCAGUGCACACCUCCAUUGCUGGAUAGAUCUGAUUUUUGGCCACAAGCAACAAGGCUCAGCUGCGGUGGAAGCAGUUAACACCUAUCACCCUUACUUCUAUGGAGACAAGAUGGACCUCCACAACAUCAAAGAUCCUCUGAUUAAGAGCACCAUCCUGGGUUUUAUCAGCAACUUUGGACAGAUACCAAAGCAGCUCUUCAUGAAACCACAUCCAUCCAGGAAUGCCCAAGUGAAAAGUUCAGGAAGAGAGACUGUGCUGUCCUUUCACUCAAGUGGAAUUCUUCCUCCUUUUAUGAGCAGCCUGCAAAAUCUGAAACUCUCACCAGUUACAAUAAAAGAAUUAAAUAUGUUCUCUGUCUUGUCAGACUAUCCCAAGGGAGCUAUUGGGCAUAUUGUUCAUACUGAGAAAGGCAUUCUGGCUGUCGAAAAAAAUAAAGUUUUGAUGCCUCCUCUUUGGAGCAAAACAUUCUGCUGGGGAUUUGAGGACUUCACCUGCUGCUUUGGCAACUAUGGGUCUGAGAAGAACGUGACUACAUUUGAGUGCAUGGCAGACUGGGGAACGUGCCUCUGCGCUGUGUGUCCUUCAGCAACUACCAUAAUCACAUCUGGAACAAGCUCGGUUGUGUGUGUCUGGGAACUUUCCUUGGUCAAGGACAAAGUGAAAUGUCUAAACUUGAGACAGGCUUUGUAUGGGCACACUCAGGCAGUGACCUGCCUUGCUGCAUCUGUGACCUACAGCAUAUUCGUGAGUGGAUCCGAUGACAGAACCUGCAUCAUUUGGGACCUGAACCAGCUGACGUACAUAAACCAGCUUCCUGCCCACGGGGCAAGCCUCUGUUCUGUUGCCGUCAACAAUUCAACAGGUGAUAUUAUCUCUUGUGCUGGAUCUUACCUGUAUCUGUGGACAGUCAAUGGCCAGCUUCUUGCAAGUGUUAACACCACCUGCAGCCCCGAAUGCCGUAUUGUUUGCUGUUGUUUUGCUGAAGUGAUGGACUGGGACACACGCAGCAUCAUCAUCACAGGAAGCACAGAUGGAGUGGUGAGGCUGUGGAAGACUGAAUACACCAAUGCCACAGACCAAGCUGCUGGACUGAGACUGCAGAGAGGCACAAUGGAAGAGCCAGGCAACACAGGUAACAAGUGUGGAAAACAUCUUGUUCUCUGUCGGGAACUGAAUCCCAGCCUUGCCUUGACUGGAAAACCAAGUAAGACCAGCCCAGCGGUGACAGCGCUGGCUGUAUCGAGAAAUUCCUCCAAGCUCCUAGUUGGUGAUAGCUGGGGAAGAGUCUGCUGCUGGUCUGUGGAUGGGUAGGAAGAAAUAGCCAAGAACUCUUGUUUUUUCAGCCUUUUGGAUGGAGAGAAAAUUACCCUUCAGAGCAUGAAAGAAUCAGAGAAACUGGAAGCCUAUGGUUGCAGACUGAAUCUCAAAGGAGUUGUUGGACUGACCCUGCAGUCAAGUCUGAUUGAAAUUAGAGAAUGGACUCCAAAGUUGUGAGAGACACUGACAGACAUGCACAUAGACAAUGAGAUUUUGCAGUAUUUGUCCUGUGAAAACUUUUGUAUUUUAAAUGUUAUUUUAGAUAUUGAGUUUGGCAUAAAACAUUGUAUUUCACAAAUAAUAGCUAGCAAAUAAA